UCCAUUCCAUCAUCCACUGUAGUGUACAGUUUGAUGUCAUAAUCAACAUCUCAUUACCCGCAUUAUGACAUCACACAGUCAAUCCUAUAUAAACAGCAGCCCAACGCCAACAUUAAGAGAAUUACAUUUACAUUUACAUUUUAGAAUUCUGUGUUGCAUUGAACAUUGAGCAAGUGUGUUGCAUUGAGCAUUGACAGCUGCUGACAAGAGGACCAUCAUGGCUCCUCUCGCUUCCCUGAGGGUUUUCUUGGGCCUGUUCCUGGUCCUUAUACCCCUGGUCCUGGGUGAAGUGUUCGCCAGCAUCCCUAGGAAGACCAUACAAUAUGACAAUGCUAAGAUUUUCAGAGAGAAUGGCAUUUCAAACUAUUCAACGAUGACAUUGAGAGAGGACCUGGGUAUCCUUGUCGUUGGUGCUCGAGACGCCGUAUACGCUCUGGACCUUGAGGAUAUCUCCUCGAAAAAGUCUGGGGUCUACUGGCAGGUCUCAGAGGAGCAGAAAACGUCCUGCGAGAGGAAGGGAAAAGAUUCAAUGGACUGUCAAAACUACAUCAAGACACUUCAGACUCUCCACGAUGGUAGGAUGUUGGUGUGUGGGACCAGCGCAUACAACCCCACAUGUGACUAUAUGACCUACGCAAACGGAACGUUGACCCUGGAAGGGAAGAAGGAAGAGGGGCGAGGGAAAGUUCCCUUUGACCCCUUCCAGAGGUCAACCUCGGUCAUGGUUGGGACAGAACUAUAUUCAGCCACAGCGGUCAACUUCCUGGGUACUGAGCAGGUGUUGCAGCGUCAUUCCUUCCCAGCUAUCAGGACCGAACACAGACAGUCCUGGCUUAACAAGCCCUCCUUCGUACAGUUGGACGUUGUCCCCGAGAGCAUUAACAACCUCGAUGGGGAUGACGAUAAAGUCUAUAUGUUCUUUAGUGAGGAGGCCAUGGAGUUUGACCUGCCAGACCAGAUCAGGGUAUCUCGUGUGGCACGGGUCUGCAAGGGGGAUAUGGGUGGUCAGAGGACCUUACAGCAAAAGUGGACGUCCUUCCUGAAGGCCCGUCUUGACUGCCCGGUGCCCCUGGAACCUAGCCUGCCAGCCAUCAUUCAGGAUAUCUUCCUCUUGAAAGACCAGGAUUGGAGGAAGAGCGUGUUUUACGCUGUUUUCAGCCCGCAGACAACCACAUCGGAUCUCUCUACUGUGUGUGCGUUCAGCGUGGCUGACAUUGGGAAAGUCUUCGCUGAGGGUAGGUAUAUGACUCCGGUGACAAUGGAGUCAGAAACAAGGUGGGUAACCCACACCAGAGAGGAGCCUGUCCCACGACCUGGAGCAUGUAUGAACAAUGCUGUGCGGGACCUCGGGAUUGUUCACUCGCUGGACCUCCCUGACAAGACGCUACAGUUCGUCCGUGACCAGCCACUCAUGGAGGGAGCAGUGCCUCCACUGACCGGGGGUCCACUGGUGCUGCAGAGGGGAGCCAAGUUGUCAGUGAUUGUUGUGGACCGAGUCAUGGCCGUGGAUGGAGAAAUCCACCACGUUAUGUUUAUUGGAACAGAGGAGGGCACGGUGCAGAAGGCUGUGCAGUACGCUGCUGGUGACACAGUCAUCAUCCAAGAGAUCCAGGUGUUCCAAACUCUGGAGCCAAUCAAAGUGCUGCGUCUCUCCUCUGGCACGGGACAGCUCUAUGCAGGCUCAGAGUCUGGAGUGGUCCAGAUUCCAGUUAGGGACUGUGGUCGGUAUGGGUCCUGUCUGGACUGUAUCCUGGCCAGAGAUCCCUACUGUGCCUGGGACACCACCUCAGCAGCCUGCUCAUCUGUCCACAACUUACCCACUGACUCCAGGAACUUGUACCAAAGCCUUAUUCAUGCGGAUGCCUCGAUGUGCCCCCAAUCACUCCCUAUGAAGCCACUUCCAUUACCAUUUAAUAUUGGGAGCUCCGUCCACCUGCCGUGUCAACCAGCAUCCAACCUGGCACAGGUGAGCUGGCACUUUGCAAGGGAGCCCCUCCAGCUGAGAGACAGGUACCAGAUGUUGAGCCAGGACUUGUUGAUAGGGGAGUGCCGUAGCUUCAGACGCUGGUCGAUAUCUGUGGCUGUGCUUUCUGUGCUGCUGGGGGUUGUGGUCCUCUGGAGUGUGAGGAGACACUUCAGACUCAGGGCCAGAAUUCACCCAGCAGAACCCUGCCAGAACAACAACAACAACUGGAGAACAGGCCCUGGUCGUGUCCCUGGGUCUGAAGUGAACAACAAUCACACCAUCAUCACCAUUGAGGACAUGGAGGAUAAUCAGACAGCGAGGGUAUCUGUCGCUCUUCUGUCCAUGAUCCUGGGGUCUCUAAUGCUCUGGAACAUCAGCAGAGACCAGUUGAGCCACAGAGUCUUCAGGAUGGAGGAGGGGCUCCAGGAUCACAUGUCACCGGUUAACAGCUCAUCUGAUGCAGUUAUCCACAUGGGUGACAUCUGA
This is a messenger RNA of Salmo salar (Atlantic salmon), 2452 nucleotides long. Lineage: Eukaryota; Metazoa; Chordata; Actinopteri; Salmoniformes; Salmonidae. The record is from RefSeq and is a predicted model, not a curated record.